Messenger RNA from Athalia rosae (coleseed sawfly), 2136 nucleotides. RefSeq names its product actin-interacting protein 1 (gene flr). Gene Ontology annotation, cellular component: cortical actin cytoskeleton. Gene Ontology annotation, biological process: locomotion; actin filament depolymerization; sarcomere organization. The record is from RefSeq and is a predicted model, not a curated record. Gene Ontology annotation, molecular function: actin filament binding. The transcript is spliced from 14 exons. The coding region runs from base 160 to 1968 and encodes 602 amino acids. NCBI's taxonomy places the organism in Eukaryota, Metazoa, Arthropoda, Insecta, Hymenoptera, Athaliidae.
ACACUAGUGUCUGCUGAAGUGGGGGAGAGGCUGCUUGUAGUGGUGAUACAGAACUGAUACGUGACUCAGGUGACAAAUCGACCUGUGUGUAAAGAUUCACCGGGUUGGCAUAUUUUUAUUACUACUUAGAGACCGGCAACAAGGCAUACGACUGUAGAAAUGUCGUAUGAAACAAAAUACAUAUUUGCAACUUUGCCACGAACGCAAAGAGGCCAACCCUUGGUACUUGGUGGUGAUCCUAAAGGGAAAAACUUUCUAUACACCAAUGGAAAUAGUGUUAUCAUUAGAAAUAUCGACAAUCCAGCUAUUGCGGAUAUUUACACCGAACAUUCUUGCCCUGUAAAUGUUGCCAAAUAUUCACCCAGUGGUUUUUACAUAGCUUCUGGUGAUCAAUCUGGUAAGGUCCGUAUCUGGGAUACUGUAAAUAAAGAGCAUCUUUUGAAGAAUGAAUUUCAUCCCAUCGGAGGACCCAUUAAAGAUAUAGCAUGGUCCCAAGACAGCCAACGCAUGGUAAUUGUUGGGGAAGGUAGAGAAAGAUUCGGUCACGUAUUCAUGACUGAAACUGGAACAUCUGUGGGGGAAAUAUCUGGCCAGAGCAAACCCAUUAAUUCUUGUGACUUCAGACCUGCACGACCAUUCAGACUGAUUACCGGCAGUGAGGAUAAUACUAUUGGCAUAUUUGAAGGCCCACCGUUUAAGUUCAAGAAAACCAAACAAGAUCAUUCUAGAUUUGUUCAAGCUGUACGCUAUUCUCCAUCUGGUAAUCUAUUUGCAUCAGCAGGCUUUGAAGGCAAAGUUUUUAUUUAUGAUGGAAACACAUCGGAUCUUGUGGGUGAAGUUGGUUCUCCAGCACAUCAGGGAGGAGUCUAUGGUGUCGCCUGGAAACCAGAUGGUACGCAACUGCUAACUGCUUCUGGAGAUAAGACAUGUAAACUAUGGGAUGUAGAAACUAGAGCGCUCAUUAGCGAGUUCAACUUGGGAUCAACUGUUGAUGACCAACAGGUCAGCUGUUUGUGGCAAGGUGAACAUUUGCUAAGUGUAUCACUAAGCGGUUUCAUCAACUAUCUAGAUGUCAACAAUCCCGAUAAACCACUGAGAAUAAUUAAGGGCCACAACAAACCAAUCACAGUCCUGGCAUUGAGUACAGACAGAAGUACUAUAUAUACUGGUUCUCAUGACGGUUAUAUAACUAACUGGAAUGCUGGAUCAGGAGAGAAUGACCGUGUGCAAGGUCAGGGUCAUGGCAAUCAAAUUAAUGGAAUGAAAGCCGCUGGAGAUUUACUUUAUACCUGUGGUAUUGACGAUAGUUUGAAGGUUGUUGACAUACCCUCCAACAGUUAUACCGGUGCUUCCAUCAAACUGGAUUCACAGCCAAAAGGUCUGGACAUUUAUGGAGAUAUUGUAGUCACGGUUUCUGUCAAUCAGAUAACUGUCGUCCAAGAUGGUAAAAAAGUGUCAGGUCUAUCAGUUGAUUAUGAACCAUCAUGUGUCACAAUCAACCAAGAAAAUGGUGAUGUUGCCGUUGGUGGUACAGCCGAUAAUAAGGCUCAUAUUUAUGAAUUAUCUGGUACAACUCUUUCUCCUAAAACGGAACUACAACAUCUUGGUCCAAUUACGGAUGCCGCCUACAGUCCUGAUAACAAGAAUCUGGUCAUUUGUGAUGCCAACAGAAAAGUGAUCUUGUACGCAGUGCCAGAAUAUCAGAAGCUCGCACACAACAAAGAAUGGGGCUUCCACAAUGCAAGAGUGAAUUCUGUCGCCUGGUCCCCAGAUUCUCUUCUCGUAGCCAGCGGCAGUCUCGAUACUACGAUUAUAAUUUGGAGCGUCACUAAUCCAGCAAAGCACACAAUCAUCAAGAAUGCCCACCCACAAAGUCAAAUUACCCGUUUGGUAUGGCUUGAUGAUGAGACAUUAAUUUCCGUUGGUCAGGAUUGCAAUACCAAAGUAUGGCGUGUGGAAAAAAUCUAAAUCAUCGGUGAAUCUCUCUCUUUUUUGAGAUUGUCCAAUUAUUAUCCAGAAUGCACGUCUUUCUGCUGGGUUUUAGAUGCAUUUUAUUUAUUUAAUUCGUAACUUACAAAUAUUGUAUAUUAUUUUUGAAUACAAUUCUUGAUAUACAAUAAAUUAUACCUAAACCUA